This is a messenger RNA of Diuraphis noxia (Russian wheat aphid), 855 nucleotides long. RefSeq names its product lethal (2) SH0834. NCBI's taxonomy places the organism in Eukaryota, Metazoa, Arthropoda, Insecta, Hemiptera, Aphididae. The record is from RefSeq and is a predicted model, not a curated record.
AUUUCUAAAUAAAUAUAAUAAGUUAUUUAAAUUUGUUCAUUAUCUAUCUACUGAAUACAAAAUUAUAAAAAUUGCAUAAUGAAUGUUGAAGAAAGACGUGAAGCRAGACGCAAAAAAAUAUUAGAGAAUUCAGAACUUAGACUUAAAAAAAUUACUUCCAUAAUACCUAAACAAAGUCUAUUAAUUGAAAAAUCAGAAUUUAUAAAAGACAAACCAGAAAAUUGUACACGGAAUWCUGAAUUGCGCUAUUCUCCUGUUCCAAAAUCGCUUAAAGAAAAUGUGAUACCAACAAUUCUUGAAAACCAACCAAUUUUUAACUGUGAACAAAAUAAUUUCAAUCCAAGAUUACAUUCCAAAGAUAAAAAAUAUGAAAUUAAAUUUUCAUAUAUUACAAUCUUACAUAUUGUAUUAUCUCAAAUUGUUUUAGUAUUAUUUUACUAUGACUUAGGACAUUUAUUUGGCAAUUCAAUAGUAGUGCCAUUUCUACUCAGUGCAAUACCUGAAUUAUGUACAUCAAAAGAACAACAUGAUAAUAUACACUUAAUUGUUUUAUUAAUGAUGGGUUUUUCUCAGAAUUUGGCAAGAAAUAUUUCUAGAUAUUUCAAAUUGGCAAGUAUAACAGGAAAAAGAUUUUGUAUAUAUAUUUUUUGUUUUACAUGUUCAUAUGCAAUAUUCACUAAUCUAUAUUUUGAUGUUAAAAAUGCUAUACAAUAACAAAUUUAUGUAUUGGUAAAAUGUAGGUAUGUUUUAUUUUUGCAUUAUGGUAUUCAUAAUUAUAAUGUACCACAGUUUGUUGCAUUAAAAUGUUGGGCCAUUGGAAUAUAUAUUUGAAAGUUUUUAGCAUAAAAGUUUAUU